This is a messenger RNA of Penicillium macrosclerotiorum, 7890 nucleotides long. RefSeq lists its product as uncharacterized. Gene Ontology annotation, cellular component: nucleolus; 90S preribosome; small-subunit processome. Bases 1 to 7890 code for a protein of 2629 amino acids. Lineage: Eukaryota; Fungi; Ascomycota; Eurotiomycetes; Eurotiales; Aspergillaceae. The transcript has a single exon. The record is from RefSeq and is a predicted model, not a curated record.
AUGGUAGCGCAAGGCUCACGGGCCAAGCCCACCAGGCGCUUGAAAAAGGGCACCGAAACCACCAAAUCCCACCGAUGGGAGCCUUUCUCACAGCGCAUCGCGAAGCUCAAAAUCGACCCGAUCCAUCGCGUGCGCCGGGCCAGCUUUGGUGAAGAUGAUGAUGAAACCACAUCCUAUUUUCGGUCAGCCUUGGACCACUGGGUUGAUAUGAAUUUGUCCGAUAAUUUCACACAGUUCGCCCGUCGUGUCAAUUACCUCUCUGAGAGCCUCGCCCAGAUCUUGUACCACGAAGAGAAGAUCAUGGGCUUGUUGGUGGAGUUUAUUGAGAAGAGAGACCAUAACUCUGUUGAGCCUCUGCUGAGCUUACUUGCACAGUUUGCCAGAGACCUAGGAGUUCGUUUCGAGAAGCAUUUUGCCACAGCCGUCACUCUUGUAGCAUCUGUUGCUGCAACACACCCGGACGUCGAGGUUGUCGAAUGGAGUUUUACCUGUCUCGCAUGGAUUUUCAAAUUCUUAUCGCGCCUGCUAGUCCCUGAUCUACGCCAGCUGCUCAGCAUCAUGACUCCAUAUCUCGGCAAGGAGCGACAAAAGCCGUUCGUCGCCCGGUUCGCUGCCGAAUCGAUGUCCUUCCUCAUUCGUAAGGCAGGCCUUGUAUACUACAAGAACAAGUCUCCUCUUGAGAAUGCCGUCUCUUUCCUUUUUGACGAUAUCACAAAGGCCGCCGACGAGGGAAAAAAUGUGGACAGUUAUAAAGAGGGAUUGAUGGUCAUGUUUUCAGAUGCCAUCAAGGGUGUGAACAAUGGGCUCCAUUCCAAUGGAAUUGAUGUCCUCCGUUGUGUCUUGGAUCAAAUCCCCCCGACUAACGAGAACAACCGUGUUCCUUCUGAGGUUGCUUUUGGACUUGUGAUCAACCUCAUCCAUCAUACCACUCCCGACACAUUUGGGCCUAUUCUCGAUACAGUGCGGGAAUAUGUCGAUAUCCGCUCUAAGGAAGCCAAAAACCCUAAUAUUUUCCAAUGUUGUCAUUUGAUCUUUAUUUGUGUGGCAACUCGCAAAGGCUCUAGAGUCCGAGACUGGAAGGCUGUCCACCAGACCCUUGUGUCACUUCUCAAACAAGUGUCUGCCAGUCCUGAUGAGUACCCAGAGGCAAUUCCGAAACUUCUCGCUGCCGUCGCCUACGCUCUCCAGUUAUCGCCAAUGGAUGAAAUGUUGCCUUUCAUGCGCACUCUCAUGGAGCUUGUUUCUGGCGGGCCACUUUCGAAGUACUUCCUGUACUUCUGCAACACAUUUUCUGAGUGGGGCUCAGAGCGCUUUCAAAGCUUGUUGGUACCUUAUUUCCAGAAAUUCAUCAAUUCGUCCUGGAAGGAACAGGAGUGGGAGAUGUGCUUGACGCUACUUCGAUUGAACCAGGCUGGUUGUAUUACACCAGAAACUGCCAAGCCGGGUUUUGUUUCUUGUCCAGAUGACUUGAAGUCUCGUAUCUAUGACUCCUUGGAGUAUCCAACGAAGGAUCAAAAUAUUCUCAACGCCCUAGUGAAGCUUCCAAAGGCAGUUUCCCUGUUUGCAGAUUCCACCACCCUUUCGACUGUUCUCACGAAGCUGCAUUCCAGCCUAACAUCUGCACUGCAAGAUGCUAGUUCCGAGCUAGUCAACGAAAAGACCGAUGGUCUGGUUUUCUAUCUCGGUCAAGGGUUCAAAACUUAUGUCGAUUUGGCGAAGCGGGCUGGUGAGCUUGAUUCCAAUCUCUGGCAAGCAGUCCUCUCGGCUUCUACCAACUUUUCCCGUCUUCCCCUCUUCCUGGAAGGAGUCCUUGCUUUCGUUUCCUCGAUGGACGCAUUGGAUUUGAAAAAUUCCCCGGUGGACGAAUUUGCAUCCAAGUUGAUCCUCAAUCUGGCUAGUCCAUCGCACCGAUUGAGACUUGUUUCGCUUCAAAUUCUGGAACAGCUGAUAUUCCGAGUUGCGGAUGAAGAUUCCUCUCCAGUCGCUUUGGCCAUUGAGGUUGAAGAGAGCGAACUGACCCUACAGACUGCGAGGACACUUUCAAUGAACAUUCGCAAACUGGCCCUCCUUUACCCUCAGGUUGCUUCUCGCAGGUGGAUGGCUAGCCUGAUCCCCUACUUCUGCUUUGGACUAUUCUCCAAGAAACUAGCCCAGCUGUGGGAUGAUUCCGCGGCUGCCUUGAAGACUAUCAGCGAGCACCCGGAGGGAGAGAAGAUUGUUUCAGACUUGUCCAUCCAGUGGCUUCAGGAGCGGGACUCGGAUGCUGCUGGGGACGAUUCAACAAACGAUGGAGAUGAAAACUCAUUUGUCUCGAGCAACUUCGAGUGUUUCAACGUUGGCAAGGCCGAGAGCGUUAUCGCUACUAAUCUGAAGGUUAGCCAGGCUCCUUCAAUCGCUUUGUUCCAGCAAUUUCAACAAGAUCAUAUCAUUGCCGAUCUUGUGCCUGGAUUUCCUCGCAGUCAUGCUCUGCGCGUGUUGAAUGCAGCUCCAAAUGUCGCUGAAAAGCGCUCGCGCCAAAUUGUACCCCUGUUCUUAUCCUGGGCACUUCGUGAUGACCAAGAUGAUGCCCCUCCCAGUAAGGAUACGAAGACCGGGGAUGACAGUCCUGACGACAUGCAAAUUCGAUGGGGUUUCCGAGAUCGCCUGUCCAUGCUUGCUUUAUUCGGACAGUUUCUCAAUCCUAAGGUGCUCUUCAGGACCUCGGAAGUUUACGACGCCGUGUUGGGUCUACUUUGCCAUGGUAAUUCUGAAAUUCAAAAAUCUGCUCUCAAAGCACUCUUUACCUGGAAGAACUCGCACAUCCUCCCAUAUCAAGAGAAUCUGUUGAACAUCCUGGAUGAGUCUAGAUUCAAGGAUGAGCUGGCUGUCUUUGUUCGCGUUGGUGGCGAGGACAGCUUGAUCGAACAGGAGCAUCGCCCUGUUCUACUACCCGUGCUUCUUCGGUUGCUGUAUGGCCGCAUGAUUUCGAAGGCAGGCGCUAGCUCCAACCAAGGUGGUCAAACCGGAAGACGCAAAGCCAUCCUCCGGACGCUGUCUCACCUUUCUGAAGAGGACUUCGGACUCUUCAUUCAUCUCUCAUUUGGGUCUCUCGCGGAUGUCGCCGUUGGAAAGGAUGGAGACCAUGAUGAAAAAGUCUUCUCGGAGGAGCUUCUCAGCCCAAGAAGACAACUUGGUUUGCUGAAGAUGAUCGAUACCGUUUUUGAUACCCUCCAGAGUCGUAUGGCGCCUUACUCCAUUCAGACAAUGAAUGUUAUCAUGUAUUGUUUGGUACGAGCAUGCAGGGCUCUGUACAAUGAGAAGAAUCCAAUCUACGUCGAUCGCGAUGACGAGCGAAUUUUGGCUGUGUACCAGAGCAUUCGCCAGGAAUCUAUCCGUUGCCUUAACUUGGUCUUCUCAGUUUCCUCUGAUCUUGAUUGGACCCCUUAUGUCCGCUUAAUUUUUGACGAGUUGAUCAACAAUAGGCUGGAGCAGUUCCCUAUCGAGACUGCUCAGGGUGUCUCGGGAAUGCUUCGUCUCUUCCACACCUGGGCCUCCUCCCCCAAAUCCGCUUUCUAUUUGGUUCAACACAACAAAGAAGUCUUGACCAAGGUCAUCGACUGCCUUGGAAUUGAAUCCGCACGCGAUGAAGUCAAAAUAUUUGUGCUAGAUGAGGUCCUUGUGCCUUUGGUUCAGCUAGCCAAUGGGAAGAAGCCAACGAAUGAUGAUGAAGAGGAUGAAGAUAAAGUCAUGUCCGAUAUCCCAGCAGAACAAAUUCGAACUGAAGUUCUUUCUGAUUAUUUGGAACAUGCGCUCUCCCAUCUCGGUCGACUUUUAAAGAGAGGCCCGUCCAAACCUGUUCUGUUCUCCGGGGUCAAUGCUCUGUCGCUGAUUGCGCCCUGCGUUGAAUCCUCUGGUGAGACAUCUAGCCUCAUCAGUAUUACGACUUACCUACUCCGCCAGCCUCCCGACCGUGUCAGCCCUAAGACUAAGUCUGGUCUUUUGCGAAUUCUUGAGCAUUUCUUGCCUCUGUAUAACCCUGAAGAGGAUGCUGAACUUUCCCAAAAGGUUUUUGAGGCCGUGUCCUCUAUGUUUGAUUAUUUCAAGGAUGAUGUGAAUCGAGAAGUUUUGGCAAGAGUUUUCUCUGCACUUGCUUCCCACGACAAGGAGCUUGUGGAGGUUGCUGAGUUAUGUGCAGACCUCAAUUCGCGCUCGAUCAGGAGGCUUGAGCCUGAUUAUGAGCGUCGUCUUAGGGCCUUUAUAAAAAUCAACGAGGAGCUAUCCCAAACCUUCAAUGCGAAGCAAUGGAGACCGAUUCUUUUCAACAUGCUCUUCCAUGUCAGAGACGAAGAGGAGCUGUCUACUCGGGCCAGCGCCUCUCUUGGUGUGAAGCGUUUCAUUGAAAGAGCGGCAUCUGAGACCGAAUCAGAGGGGUUUGAAACACUGGUGAAUGAUGUGCUGCUCCCCUCAAUGCAAUACGGCAUUCGUCAAAAAUCAGAAUUAAUCCGCUCAGAGGUGAUUACCAACUUUGGUUACUUUGUCAAGAUGAAUCCCACUAGACCUUCCGUGCAGGAUCUACAUGUCCUUCUGGUUGGCGAUGAUGAAGAGGCUUCUUUCUUCAACAACAUCCUUCACAUUCAGCAACAUCGUCGAAUGAGAGCUUUACGUCGACUGGCUGGAGAGGCCACUAAAGGCAAAAUCCAAUCUUCCAACCUUGGAACUAUCUUCCUUCCCCUUAUCGAACACUUCGCUUUCGAGGAGGCAGAGAAUGAAAGUGGUCAUAAUCUAAUUGCAGAGUCACUCGCCACCAUUGGGUCUUUAGCAGAGUGGUUGGACUGGGCCCAGUUCCGUGCCACCUUCCGACGAUACCGCGGAUAUAUGCAGAGCAAGCCUGAUAUGGAGAAGAACAUUCUCAGACUUCUGGGCCGGAUGUCCGAUGCCCUUACUAAUGCAAUGGAUCAAAAGAAGACGGCUUCCGAGCAGGCUAAUGACGAUACGGAUAAGAUGGAUCUUUCCGAGAAGUGCACGCUCGCCAAGAGCGCCCCUUCUAUCGCAAAGGUUUCCACCGAGCUGACCACCAACUUCAUUCCAUUCUUGACCGAUUUUAUUCACCACAAGCAGGAGACUGAAAUGAGCUUGCGUCUGCCUGCCGCAGUCACAACGGUCAAGCUUCUUAAAAUCCUCCCCGAGGAAGAUAUGGCUAUUCGUCUGCCACCGGUCCUUCUGGAUGUCUGCAGUAUCCUCAAGAGCAAGGCCCAAGACUCCCGUGACACUGCGCGGAAAACACUCAAUGACAUUGCAAUCUUGCUUGGCCCCGUUUACUUUGGCUACAUUCUGAAAGAGCUGCGGAACACCCUUCUGCGCGGUUACCAGCUGCACGUGCUGUCAUUCACUGUCCACUCGAUGCUCGUCACGACGACGGAUCAAUUUAAGCAGGGCGACCUAGAUUACUGCGUGGCAGAGCUGGUGGCAGUUGUGAUGGAUGAUAUUUUUGGCACUGUUGGCCAAGAAAAGGAAGCCGAGGACUAUGUCAGCAAGAUGAAGGAAGUGAAGAGCAGCAAAAGUUACGAUUCGAUGGAGCUGCUUGCCAAAAAUUCAACCAUCGGCCAUCUAUCAGGUCUCGUUCGGCCCCUUCAAGCACUUCUACGGGAGAAGCUCAACUCGAAUAUUGUCAAGAAGAUUGAUGAACUCAUGAGAAGAAUUGGUAUUGGUCUUCUGAGGAACCCCGGUGCCGAAAGCCGUGACCUUCUGGUAUUCUGUUAUGAAGUCAUCAAGGAGUCUUAUCAGGAUAACGUAUCGACUGAUAAAAACACCCAUCGCAAGUCUGAAAUUGAAGAGCGGUUCCUGGUAAGAUUACAGGGAGCCAAACGGGGCGAGAAGCGAGGCACCACUUCUUCUCAUGUCUAUAAGUUGACACGAUUUGCCCUCGACGUCAUGCGUGCUGUUCUCAAUAAGUUCGGUUCUCUCUUGACGGCCGGCAAUCUCUCUGGGUUUCUUCCCAUCAUCGGCGAUGCACUGGUCCAGGCUCAUGAGGAAGUAAAGACUUCUUCUAUGCGACUCUUAUCGACCAUCAUCAAACUUCCGCUUCCGGAAAUUGACAGUAACUCUCAUGUCUAUUUCACUGAGGCCGUGAAGAUGAUCAAAGAGUCCCCGAGCACCAACAGUGAAGCUGCGCAGGCAUCACUGAAGUUGAUCUCGGCCAUACUCCGUGAGCGAAAGAGCACCAAGCUUCGUGAUGGACAUCUUGCAUACCUUCUCCAGCGCCUGGCUUCCGAUAUCGAGGAACCUGACCGCCAAGGUGUAACUUUCAACUUCAUUCGCGCUGUUAUGUCACGAAAGUUCAUUGUACCUGAGAUGUAUGAACUGGUAGACCAAAUCGCGAAGAUGAUGGUCACUAACCAGACACGUUCCGCGCGUGACCUUGCUCGAGGUACAUAUAUCCACUUCCUGAUCGAAUACCCUCAAGCCAAGAGCCGCUGGUCCAAACAGCUCGGGUUCCUUGCAAAGAACUUGGAAUAUAAGCAUCAGGAGGGGCGUCAAUCAGUCUUAGAAGCCGUGCAUCUGUUACUUUCGAAGACUGGUCCGGAGCUCGCACAAGACAUCAUCAGCACGUUUUUCCUUCCUGUUGUUCUCUCAAUGGCCAAUGACGAGUCAUCGGAGUGUCGUGAAAUGGCCGGUGCGCUGUUGAGUCAGCUUUACAGUCGAGCUGAUAGGGAACAGAUGAAAACCAUCUUGAUCCCCAUUCACACAUGGCUUGAACAGACCGACAACAUGGCACUCGGAAGCAUUGGUUUGCAGGCUAUGCGAAUUUUCUUCGAGGCGGAGGAAACGGAGAAAGACAAAGAAGGCCGUUUUGUCGUUGGCAUAUUACCAGACUUGAUGCAAUCAGUUCUUGAUGAUCAAGAGGACGGAAAUUGGGAGACCCUUUAUUUUGCUUUGCAACUUUUCACAAAGCUUUGCAAGACAGUGCCGACACUUGCACUCAGCCUGGAAUGCGCGCCCAUUUGGGCAGCUAUUCAAGAGUCACUAUUCUUCCCUCACGCCUGGGUCAAGACAUGCGCUGCUAACCUUGUUGGAAUGUGGUUGGCCGAUGUGGCAAAGACAAAUGCUGCGGCUGGCUAUGUCUCCAUACCUUUGAAGGGUAGCUCGGGUCUUGUCCUAGACAAAGAGGCCAUGUUGAAGCUUCUCCGCGCUAGUCUUCGAUCUCUUCGUACUCCGGGAAUUUCUGAGGAGCUGGCAAUGCAAAGCGUCCGAAAUCUUGUCUUCCUUGGUAGAUGUUGUGCCCAAAAUGGCCUCGAGUUCCAAAAGACUGAUGCUGAAGACGCUGACUCCGAACCGGAGGAUGAGGAGGAUACCGGAAGCGUGAUCAAUGACGAGGAUGAAAGUGCAGCAAGUGGCAUAAGAUCAACCAAGUCAGCCAUUCGUUAUAUCUUCUGGCAGAUCUCUUCCCUUUUGCGCCGAGAGGUUAUUUCAACUAGAGCAGAUGCUCUUAUCCCGAAAACUGCCUCUAUUGCGCUCCUUGGCUCGCUCGUUCGUCACCUUGAAGCAGAGCAAAUCCAGCCAUCACUGUCUAUUAUCCUGCUUCCCUUGCAGCACCUAACCGAUUCCUCCAUUCCGGCUCCUCGGUCUUCGGACGAGACAUUCCAGAACACAUACAAGGCUAUCGUUGCCAACUCCCAUGAGGUCCUCGACUCCUUGCAAAAGAAGCUUGGCACCACCGAGUACAUCAGUGAGAUGACCAAGGUCCAAAAUGAAGUUAAGGAGCGUCGUGAAGGCCGACGGGCCAAGCGUCGUAUUGAAGCUGUUGCCGAACCUGAGCGAUUUGAGCGUGACAAGAGGAGACGAAACGACCGGAAGAGAGAGAAGCGUCGUGAGAAGGGUCUGGAGCACCGUGGCAAAAGACGUGGUUGGUAG